GCACUUCCUCGAAGUUGAUGCUCAUAUGACUACUUCAUAGCAAUGCGAGUUAUGUCUGCAGUAACUCUGACUCUCUUUUAUGCCGUAAUAUGUUGUUCCUUGACAGAAAAGCCACCAAAUGUUUCACCUCCAAACAUUAUUAUCAUGCUCAUGGAUGACAUGGGUUGGGGGGACUUGGGGGUGUUUGGCCAGCCCUCUAGAGAGACCCCCAACCUGGAUGCCAUGGCUGCUCAGGGCAUGCUGCUUCCAAAUUUCUACACUGCCAACCCGCUCUGUUCUCCAUCCAGAGCUGCACUUCUCACUGGGAGACUGCCUGUCAGAAACGGUUUCUACACCACUAAUGCCCACGCCAGAAACGCAUACACACCACAGGAGAUAGUGGGAGGAAUCUCUAAGGAUGAGAUUUUGUUACCCCAGAUGCUGAAGAAAAAGGGCUACGUCAGCAAGAUAGUUGGAAAGUGGCAUCUUGGCCACAGACCACAGUACCUGCCUCUGGAGAAUGGUUUUGAUGAAUGGUUUGGUGCACCAAACUGCCACUUUGGCCCCUACAACAACAGCAUCAGACCCAACAUCCCUGUUUACAACAAUUCUGAGAUGGUUGGCAGAUUCUAUGAAGACUUUAAGAUUGACAGGAAAACUGGAGAGUCCAACCUCACACAGAUCUACUUGUGGGAAGGUCUUGAUUUCAUACUCCGUCAGACUGAGGCCCAGCGGCCCUUCUUCCUCUACUGGGCAGCCGACGCCACUCACGCCCCUAUCUAUGCCUCCAAACAUUUCCUAGGGAAGAGCCAGCGAGGCCGGUAUGGUGAUGCAGUGAUGGAGCUAGACUACAGCGUCGGUCGGAUCUUGUCAGGGCUGCAGACUCUAGGCAUUGAAAAUAAUACCUUUGUCUUUUUUACCUCAGACAACGGAGCUGCUCUGAUGUCCGGCCCAAACGAAGCUGGCAGCAAUGGGCCAUUCCUCUGCGGGAAGGAGACCACCUUUGAAGGGGGCAUGAGGGAGCCUGCCAUUGCCUGGUGGCCUGGACACAUCAAAGAAGGCACGGUGAGUUUCCAGUUGGCCAAUGUGAUGGACCUGUUCACCACCAGUCUGGCUCUGGCUGGCAUCAGCCCUCCUGAUGAUAGGACUCUUGAUGGACUGGACCUGACAUCAGUCCUGCUAAACCCCUCACAAACACUCCAAAACAGGCCAAUCUUCUACUACCGUGGGAAUGAGCUGAUGGCUGUGAGGCUUGGACAAUACAAGGCACACUACUGGACCUGGAGCAACUCAUGGGAGGAGUUGAAAAGCGGUGUCAACUUCUGUCCAGGUCAGGAGGUCCCAGGUGUGACUACUCACGAUCAAAAAGAGCACACAAUGCAGCCAAUCAUUUUUCACCUGGGUCGGGAUCCUGGGGAAAAGUUCCCUAUCAGGUCUGCCUCUCGUAUUUUGCUCUGGCCUUAUCUCCUCUUCGCCUCCUGCUCGAACUCCUUUCAGUUCUGAAGUGAGAUUGGAUGAUAAAACAUUAAUGUUGUUUUUCAGUUGCCCACCUUUUAGCCUCGCUAUUCACAUGGAAGAAUAAUAAUAAAAAAAAAAAUCCAAUCAAUAUGCAGCCGUGUGUUGUGCUGAGUGCCAGAUGUUCGCACAUACUCGAACCAAAAAUGCACACUCCUUUUUUACUGGGGUCAUUGAGUUUGUCUGCAAGGUCACACACAUACACUGCUUCAUGCACUGUUCUUCUUCUGUCCUCUCUCAUCUGCACUAUUGAGUCCACUUCCUCCAAACACGUUCCUUGUUACAUUUCUCUGUCCACCUACUACUGGGCACCUCUGCUCACUUCUCAAAACUCAGCUGCUGUCUUUUUGCAUCCACUGGGACCAUUGGAUGUGUGUGUGUGUGUGUGUGUGUGUGUGUGUGUGUGUACACACAUGUGUAUGUGUGCGUUUUGUCCGUGUGCUCCUCGGUCCCCCAGCUGGACUAGCUGCCUGGCCAUCAUUAAUCUCUGUCUGCACCUAAAGAGCCACUUAAGAUGAUGUAGGGCCUGUCUGCACACAUACCUUCACUACUGUCGCAGCCUGUGAUAUAGCAAAGAGCACACACACACAUAGACAUUCCCCAGUCCAGAACAGUCACCCAGCAAAACAGCAUCGAUUCUUAUUAUGCAAUCAAGGGAGAAUUUGGAAAGAAACUACUUUCUAGUUGUCAUAUAACUGAUUACAAACAGAGGCAUUAUUUGAGGCAAAUUUGAUUGGAGUUGAAGGAUAUGUUGGUGGCCCAUCUUCCCUAGAUGAAUGACCCAACUUGGUCUGCGUCCACAACACAGUCCCACUGGAUUUGUUCAAAGCCUUUUGCCGCCAUCCACUCCGCCCUCCAUCUCUGUGACCUAAGACUGUGAGGUUAACACAUCCUACUUUCUCACUGCCUGUGCCUCAGCUCACGUCCCCAGAUCCCCGAUCAUCCAGGGUGUAGUCCCAGCCCUAACACUGCAGGCAGCCAGCCCUUCACAGUCUGGCCUCAUCUGCUGCCUGCCACCAAGCUCUUGUGUCCCCAAUCAAUAGUCCUUACUGAAGUGCUCAAUUUCCACCGGGGUGGAGAAGAUGGUGGAGGGGAGGUGUAGGCAGGACAGAUGUAUUUGAUUGUCUCUCAAUUCCCCCACCUUCUGCUACUGUGCGGUUGUUUGUGUGUGUGUGUGUGUGUGUGUGUGUGUGUGUGUGUGUGUGUGUGUUCCAGCAAUAGUGUUAUGAAUCAGUAAUCAGAGUGGUGACACACCUGAGCAAUGCCCCCAUCCCCCUUGGGUGCCAUACAUUAUAAAUCAAAAGACUCCAUUUGCAUACAGCCUGCUUAUUAUUCCAGAAUUUGUCUCUACACCAGUGGGCUAAGGGUUAUAAUCAUGAUAAUGAGCUGUGCUGACUGUGGGCUUUUUAUUAUUUGUUUGCAGAGGGGGCACAAACAAAUGAUAUUAUUAGUUUUUGAUUUAGAGGUCUGCACUGGAAGAUUUUCAGUGCAUAGACAAAACAAUAGAAAGUCUUGUGCAAGUUUCUCAAUACAUGGCAUGCUUUGCUUGCAGACUUGUGUUGAGAACAUGCUGAUAAAUCUCCUUUACAUUUACUUCUAUUAAGUUGCUUCAUCACUUAUCACAAAAUGAAUCGCAACAAUGAGCACAGAUAGUAGGGGAAUGAAAUAUCCCUCUCGCUGAUGCUCGGGCAAAAGCAGAAUUUGUGAUUUUAGAUAGCUGAAGCAAUUUAAUCUGAAUGUCUGAUUUUGAACCGAGGGGAAUAAUCCGGUUUUUCCCUAUCAGCUGGGGUCACAAUGCGUAGAUAGUUAGCUUAUGACGAAUGUGGCACACCAGGAGAGAGACUAAUUGCAGCCAGUGCACUACCAGUCGAGUAAUUGUAGGGGAAAGUAAAGACUGAGAGUAUCAAGGAAAGGAGCAGGUGUUGGCUGAUGGAGGAAGCCUUGCUUCCCUGUGGGAGAUCUAAGAGGGAGGGUAGGUGUGAGCUGGACAAGGCCUGGGGUUAUUACUCUAAUUGACACUUCACCUCACACACAUGCACAUGUUCCCCAGGGGCCAAUCAGAGGGUUGGGUUUGCAGUGGAGGGAGGAUGGAAGGCUGGCACAGGUGCUGCUGGCGAGUGUAUCAGGGGUGUAAUUGCACUGCUGAUAUUUGUCUGUCCGUGUGUCACACCACCAGACGCCCACUCCCCCAACACACACACACACACACAGCCCAUUAACCCUACAGGUCCUAUUGAGAGUAGCGUUCCUUUGAAAGCCUUCAGGGUCCCUGUGUUUUACACACUGAAUAUAAUAAUGCACAGAGGUGCUCAGGCUCGCUGGUGUCCAACAGCAGUAAUUGAGAGACAGGGGAUGGGAUAGGGGUUACAUAGUUCACCCUGCUCAGUGCGCUUUCCCAAAGGGUGCUUGAGUGGACAGCCAGUGUGUGUGUGUGUGUGUUUUCGUGUGUGUGUGUGUGUGUGUGUUUAUGUUUGUGUUGUUGAAAGCUACAGCAUGUCCCCACUCUGAUAUAAUGAGCAAAGCUUGUACUGGAUACAUGUGCACAAAGCAUUUACUGCACACAUACACAGUGUGUAAGUGCGUAUUCAUAUGUGCGGUUGUGUGUUAGGCUUUUCAGUUUAAAGUAAAACAACUGAAACAGAUGGGCAAAACUGACUUGUGUUGAUGUGGGAAUGCUCUAUGCAUUAAUAUAUAGGGAAACAAGAGCUGUAAACAUGUGUCUAUAUAUAUAUAUAUAUGUAUGUGUGAAAGUGUGUGUAUGUAUAUAUAUGUAUGUUUGUGACCAGCAGAUCCAUUCAAACUCAUUCGGUGUCAUCUUUGUUGUUGUUUAAGCCAUUGUUUCACUUUUUUAUUAAAAACUUUAAAUUUUGAUUGUUUUAAUUCAGGUAUUUUAAAUUUGUGAGCCUUUCACUGAAAAAGAUUAAGUGAAGAAAAUGUUUAAAUUGAGAUAAAGAUAAUUGACUAUUUUAGAAACUGAUUCAUUGUUAAAGUCAUUUUUCAAGCAAAAAUGUCAAAAAGCCGUUGGUUGUAGCUUCUUAAAUGUUAGGAGUCACUGCCUGGUUUUGUCAUGUAUCAUUGUGAAUUUUAUAUCUUUGGGCUUUGGA
Micropterus salmoides (largemouth bass) is the source of this 4598-nucleotide messenger RNA. It is a transcript of the gene galns, whose product is annotated as galactosamine (N-acetyl)-6-sulfatase. The record is from RefSeq and is a predicted model, not a curated record. The coding region runs from base 43 to 1482 and encodes 479 amino acids. Gene Ontology annotation, molecular function: N-acetylgalactosamine-6-sulfatase activity; arylsulfatase activity. NCBI's taxonomy places the organism in Eukaryota, Metazoa, Chordata, Actinopteri, Centrarchiformes, Centrarchidae. The transcript has 13 exons.